AUGGGUUCAAAAAGCCGUGGCAGCCUGGAGCCACGGCUCGCAGCCCAUAGAUCCAUAUCAUGCCUGGAGGUCAGCUGCGGUGCUGGGAUCCGCGCGUGCGCGGGCGGCGGGCAGUGGCAGCAAGUGCUGUCACUGCUGGAAGAGCUGGGGCAGGUCGAGCUUGAGCCAGACGUCGAAUAUCUGAUGUCCUUAAUCUAUAGUUCCGUCAUUCGUGCGUGCGAGAAGGGCAGGCAGUGCCACAAGACAAAAGCGCUGCUCAGCCAGCUCGACGCACAUGUGCUGAAACCAGGCGUGGCUGGAUAG
Prorocentrum cordatum is the source of this 303-nucleotide messenger RNA. The record is from the annotation of a GenBank genome assembly. NCBI's taxonomy places the organism in Eukaryota, Dinophyceae, Prorocentrales, Prorocentraceae.